Messenger RNA from Funneliformis caledonium, 212 nucleotides. The record is from the annotation of a GenBank genome assembly. NCBI's taxonomy places the organism in Eukaryota, Fungi, Glomeromycota, Glomeromycetes, Glomerales, Glomeraceae.
CAAUAAGUAACCAGUUUGAAAGUUGUAGUAUUCAAGUAUUUUUAAGAAAACCUUCAGAAAAAUGGGUUUAUGUAGAAGAAGGAUUGCAGGGUGAUACAAUAAUGUUAUUCAAAUUGAAAUUUACUUAUAUUAAAUUCAUUUUAGAAACAACAGAAGUUAAUAUUCAAAAACCUGGACCAAAUGCAUUUAAUUUACUAAUGAAAAAUUCAUAA